CGAACCUGCAGGCUUAUUUCGGGCCCAUUUUUCUUCACCGUCUUCAUUCUUCGUUGUUUCGUCUGAUCACAGUCAAGCUCUGCCGGUUCGUUCAUGAAGAUAAGUACAAGUUUUCCCCCUUCAGCCUCAAUGUCAAAGCUCCUUCGCGGAGGAUGUCUUUACAUUCGUGUCUACAAAUGAGUUUCGAAGACAGCAUGUUGAGUGUCAUCCCCAAAUUGACGCCCAGACUGCAUACGUUUUUCGCUCUCUUUGAUACUCACUUUGCUUUUGUUCUGUCAG
Molecule: messenger RNA, 279 nt
Organism: Xyrichtys novacula (pearly razorfish)
Lineage: Eukaryota; Metazoa; Chordata; Actinopteri; Labriformes; Labridae
Source: the annotation of a GenBank genome assembly